Molecule: messenger RNA, 972 nt
Organism: Drosophila subpulchrella
Lineage: Eukaryota; Metazoa; Arthropoda; Insecta; Diptera; Drosophilidae
Product: protein transport protein SEC31-like
Exons: 2
Coding region: 1-972 (323 amino acids)
Source: RefSeq, a predicted model, not a curated record
AUGUCCACGCCACAUAGCCACGUGGCCUCCUACGAAGCCGUCAAGCGCAUAUCACGCCCCGAGCAGCGCCCAGUCGCGCCCACAGCAGCGCCAACCGCACCGGACACGUGGUCACCAGCCACACAACGAGCGUCACCAGGAGCGCGCAACGAGCGGCCCCGCGCCCUCAGCAGCGUUCAGCGCCCAUCGGGCGGCGUCAGUGCACCACCAGCGGCACCCACCCACGUGCCCACCAGGAGCACGCACAGCGCGGCCACCGCGCCCUCAGCAGCGUCACCCGCGUUAUCAGCAGCGCAGACCCAGCAGCGUCCCGCGCCGUGCAGUGCCACCCACGUGGCCAUCAGGUGCCCACAGAGCGGCCACCUCGCCCUCCACAGCGUCCACCGCGCCUCGCGCCCAACGAACGCCUACCAUUGGCGUCAGCGCCCCAUCGGCCGCGCUAUCAGCAGCGCCCCCCACGCGAUCCACAGGAGCGUCCACUGCGUCUUCACUAGCGCCUGCCGACAGCACCCACCGCGCCACCAGCAGCGCCCUACGAGCGGCUACCACCGAGCGCCAUCAAGCAGGGCAAUAGCAGUGCCAACCGAGCGGCUUCCGCGCCCUCAGCAGCGUUCAGCGCCCAUCAGCAGCGCCCAUCGAUCGGCGUUAGUGCCCAACAGGCGCCCUCAGCAGCGCCAACCGAGCGCCAAUCACCGAGCGCCAUCAGGAGCGCCAAUCAGCCGCGCCCUCAGCAGCGCCAACCGCGCCGGAUACGUGGUCACUAGCCACGCUACGAGCGCCACCAGGAGCGCGCAACGAGCGGCCACCGCGCCCUCAGCAACGUCCAUCGCGCCGCCAGCAGCGCCGUCCACGGGGCAACGGGAGCGCCAGCCGCAACCACAUCGGUCAGCCACUGCCGCACGUCAGCAGCACCUGCCGUGCGCCCGCCGCAUCACGCCCCUGGUAGCGCCCAGCGCCCAGACACGCCAAUAG